Molecule: messenger RNA, 1020 nt
Organism: Trypanosoma brucei brucei TREU927
Lineage: Eukaryota; Euglenozoa; Kinetoplastea; Trypanosomatida; Trypanosomatidae
Exons: 1
Coding region: 1-1020 (339 amino acids)
Source: RefSeq, a predicted model, not a curated record
AUGAAUCGAUCUUCUGAUGCUGAGUGGAACCCGGCAUCAUUCAAUUCACCAGAUUUGAGUCCAGAGACCGAGAUCUCCGCGGCCCGAUUGGUAGAGGACGAUGUAUCACCAAGCACGCUCCCGGGCUUCGGCACAUCACCUUUCGUGGGAAGCGGACAACCCCCGGAGACAGCAGAUGAAAAAGCCGUCUAUAUGCGUAUCAUAAACGACAUGGAACAGGAGUGCGGCUCUGACGACGAUGAGGAAGCCUGUUCGGCGAAUAAUCUGCUCCCCCCUAGUGCCAUUUCGGGCGCCAACGCUGAUAACAGCGACGGAAAAGGUGCUGGUGCCUCCGGAAUUGUUGGUGGAUUCACCGUCGAAGAGUCUCAUGGACUGUCAUCCCGCGGUUACGUGCCGCCACCGGUUUAUGGCUCUUCUCCCCAGCCCGCGAAUAGUCCUUACAGCUACACCACUACACCACACAAUGGCCAUCCGCCGCCAUCGUUUGCUGUGGCCAUUGCCACAACGCCACCGCUCUCUGGCAUGCCUGUUGACAUGUCACCGCUCGGCUCGCGUUUUGCUCCCCAGAUGCCGGCAGCUCAACACGAUCCCAUUCUCGUCCGCAACCAAUACGGUGUGUUUAUGCUACAGCCUGUUACCAAACCGACCCCGCCGUACACUCCGCCCGUGGCUGUUACCACACCCAUGACACCCAUGACGGGUUGUGCUUUACCACCGGCUACGCUGCCGCCCCUCUGCACAGCUGUUCAGCAGGCAGGCGAAGAUUUGGGCGCUGCAACGAAGGUGCCUGGUGCGUACAACACCCCAUUAGCAAGUGGUGCUGGUGUCGGUGGGAGCCACAUUCUGAGCUGUGGCGUAGCUGGAGUCGCUGGUACAGAAGGUGUGCGCGGAGGCGGUACGUACACCUUCAUGAGUGCGUGCAUGAAGUCACCGGCGGCUCCAGUCCACGUCCAGCCGCCCCCACCUUACCCUUACGAGGAUGCUGUUGAGUCUAAUUAUCAAAGGAACAGGGGAAAGUAA